This is a messenger RNA of Menidia menidia (Atlantic silverside), 3137 nucleotides long. The record is from the annotation of a GenBank genome assembly. Lineage: Eukaryota; Metazoa; Chordata; Actinopteri; Atheriniformes; Atherinopsidae.
AGCAAGCAAAUACCUACCGAGGAGCGGAGACGAAAAGGAAUAUCUUCAAUUUGCUUCUUUUUUUUCUUUCAAAAAAAAAAAAAAGGAAGGAAAGAAAGAAAAUCCCUUUGACAAAGACCACUUGGGAUCAUUUGUUGAAACCAUCUGCAGGGGUGUUGAAAGAAAACUGUUAUCUGCAUCAUCUGCUUUCCUCUUUUACCUUAUCUUUUUUUUUCCACUGGGAGAAACGGACCUCGGAGUGCAUCAUUAUGUUGAACAAUAUGGAUUUGAAUGCGAAAGAUUCCUUUUACCCUCAGUUUGAGAAUUGCAACAGUUCUUCCUUGGGGAUGGAAAACAGUGCGCGGAAAGACAACCAGGAGAUGUACGUCGAUGCAGAGCGGGGGGUACCUGCCCAGUUUGGCCACGAAGGAACCCCUGCAACCCUGAAAACCGAGGCUUCCAACUCGGAAUUCGCUUUUAACCCCUGUGAGUGCCCAAAAGACACCUACACCCCCUCCUCGCUUGCCUACUCCGGCAGUUUCUAUGUGGAGGCAUCUCAGGGAGCGCCGUGCAGCACGGAGACACUUCUCAACAUGAUCACUGAGAUCGUGGGCAUAUCUACAGUGCCACUUUCGGAAGUGCAAGAGAGCGUCAACAGUCGGGAAACUUACGCAUCCCCUGCGCCUCUGGAGAGCAAUAACGCUCAUUUCGGAGAGUCCGGUGCCAAGAGGCAAACGUACACUUGCCCGGGACCUAAUCACCCAGUAUAUUCUCCAGAUCAGACCUGCCCCAGGUACGCGGACGAUCAGGCCAACGGCCAGGCCCAAGACCCGUCCACUUCCCAGCUCAGUUUCGGCUCCUCUCGAGCUCCAACCCAGAAGGCUGAACCAAAGUCCGAGGCUGCUUCUUUCCCCGUCGUGAUCAAGAAUGAGUUUGAAAGCAGCUGCUACGAGUGGGGCACAUUCAGUAAGUCAGACUGUUUGGAAACGACUUUCCAAACAGAAACCUUCCCGAUGUCUAGUGAUUUCCCCCCCGACCAGCAAAUGGACGUGAAGGACCUUUUAGACACGUUCCCCCCAAUAUGUCCCAACCCGGAGAUGGAGUUUAAAGUGGAGGGGGGGAUCAAGCAGGAGCCAUGUUUCUCUGACACCUGUUCCCAGAGCUACUCCAGUCCUCUGUACAACAGUUACCUCCCGGCGCCGCCGAUGAGCCUCUCCUCCACCCUGAAACCCUUCCCGGAGCCCCCACAGCCCGCGAACCAGUGCGAGACCUUGUACACGUCACCAGCUUUGCCGAGCACCAUAGACUCCAUUUUGUACUCCUCUUUAUUGCCUGACUCUUUUCCUCAAAGUUACACCCCCCGCGCGACCAAGGCCCCCAGGGCCAGGAAGAGCCCCGCCGCCUCCAGCGGCUCAGCCAAAGAGAAGCCCUUCACGUGCCCGAUGGAGAGCUGCGACCGGCGCUUCUCGCGCUCCGACGAGCUCAACCGGCACAUCCGCAUCCACACGGGCCACAAGCCCUUCCAGUGCCGCAUCUGUCUGCGCAGCUUCAGCCGGAGCGACCACCUCACCACCCACACCAGGACUCACACGGGCGAGAAGCCGUUCUCCUGCGACGUGUGCGGCAAGCGCUUCGCGCGCAGCGACGAGAGGAAGCGGCACGGACGCGUCCACCUCAAGCAGAAGGAGAAAAUGGAAAUUAAGCCACAGGUGAGCGCCGGGACGUGGCCGUUCGCUCUCCCCGAGGGGAUUUGAAUGACGAGGCCUCGUGUCCGCAUCACAAACAGGGGCCCGAUGGGGGGGAUCUUUCCGUCUUGGAAGAUGAGCCAGCUGACGCCAAGUUGAUGUCUGGGUUGGUUUUUGCCUGGCAAGUCUCAACGCUUAACCACACAGAGGGGGUUUGACGAAUAUUAGCGUUUAGGAGGAACUGGGAGUGGGGAAAGAGGGACUGCUUCGGCCUUAUUGCCUGUUGCUGCUGACUUUAUGCAACCGCAUACAGCCUGCGUUGUAAAAGUCAGUAAUCAGAUCAACAAGAACUUGUUGCUGUUACUUUGAGUGGAGCCCACCCCCCCUCUGCUCUGCACUGCAUGACUGCUGUUCAGCACCUCUUCGUCUGGACAGCUCCGACCUCCAUUCGCCGCUGAGCAUGGAUGGAUUGCACUUAAAGAUUAUUAAUAUCUCCAUUUAAGAUUAUUAUUUUCUUGCUUUUAGCAUUCUUAGAGCAAUGGAUUGGACUAUGUUUUUAAAAAUGCAUGUUUAUGUCAAUUUAUUUUUCCUUUAAUCGGAGUAUCAACCACUGUCAAAGUCCCCCUUCACUCCAAAGUGGAGGUGUUUGACAUGAAUGUAAGCUAACAAAUUUAUGGUUUUGACCAUAAAGAUGUCCAUUUUUGAUCAAUUUAGUGUUUGUUUAUCUUCUUAUCAUUUUACGGUCGGUGUGUUUGUCAUUGGUCUUUGUGUUGUGUUACAAUUGUUUGGAUAAUUACAGUUGUGAAAGAUAUAUCAUAAAUGGGAAAUAAAUAUAUUUGUAUCACUGUACUUCUUUGUAUUUUUAUAGAUAACUGUAUAUUUUACAAUGAUCAUAUUCUAGCGGUCUUUCUAAGGUAAAAUGUAUAAUCAACCAUAAAAAAUGUCAUGGUUUCUUGAGGGCUAUUGUUUGGUAACACAAUAUUUUAAAUGUGACAAUUUGAUAUUGGAGGCAUUUUCGCACAUCAUCCAACUGCUGGUAUGAUGAGGGUUAUUACAUUGAAUGUCGAUCUAGAUUUAAAAGGGAAUGUACUCUAGUUGUGGUACAGCUUUUUUGAGAAAAAAAUAUUUUACACUUUGUACAGAAUUAUGUUAAGCCAGGCUAGAAAUGACUAGCAAACGACAUAAACAUAAGUAAUCAGGUAGCACACAUUGCUGCGAGUUUCUGUUAACUUUACCUUGGAGAUAAAAGACUUUUGACUUCCAGUAUCUCUUGCUGGAGGUACUUUAUGCUGAAAUGUUCACUUUAGCCAAAAUGAAUUAAUAAAAAUGUUGGGUAAAAUGAACACCAACAGGUUGCUGAAAAAGACAAAAAAAGGGGAUAAAAGUCAUUUAACUCGCCUUAAGUUAUAUUAACUGUUGAAGUAAAGAUUUUGUACAUAGACAGUUUCUACAAUACUUUAAAUUAAUAUCGAU